AACCUAACCAAUGUAAACAAAUAAUCUCUAAAAUAAAGUAGUGCAAUCGAUUCAUCAUUUGUGUUUAGAUAUGAAACCAUGCACAAGAUUAUACUUGAUUCAAAAUAAUAUCAUAGAAAAUCCUGUUCAAAAUAAUUUGUUAACUGGAGAGUUUACGAUAAAGUUAGAUGAAAGUCGAGUUGCUUCUGUGAAAUAUGAAAUAAUAGGUGCUGAUACAUAUGAUUUAGUACACAGUUCCAUACCCGAAGAAUAUCAGGGCCUUGGAUUGGGGCACAUCCUUGCAGAGAGAGUGUUUCAUCAUUUGGAGAAUGAAGAGAAAAAUGUCAUCUUAACAUGCCAUUUUCUUAAGAAAUGCUACACAGAAAAUCAUGGAAAAUAUAAUCUACAUAUAAUCAAUAAAUAAAUUCAUAUCUGCUGCAAUGGAUAAAUCAGAUGAAUUAGAUUUAAAAUCUAAAAUUUUUCACUGCUUUCGUGAAAAACAAUACAAUCACAUGUUACAUAAUUCUAAGGAAGGCAUCUCUAAGUUUAAAGGUGAUCCGUCCUUCCAUUUAUACCACUCUUUGUCCCUAAUAUUAAUAAACCGCCUUGAAGAGGGCAUUCACGAUUUAGAAACGAUUCGCAUGGAAAAUGACAUAAAGCUAGCUGUUACCAUAGCCCUUAUGUAUAGCCACAAAUUGCUUGGGGUGACUAAUAAGGAUUUGUUUGUGAAGCUUGAUGGACAAAUGAGAGAUUAUCGUAAAGAUGCAGAUUCUAUUGAUUUUUACCAUUGUUCCUUCGUCCUGGUAUGUAUGAAUAAACCAGAAAAAGCACUGGACUAUGCAGAGAAAUCACUAACUUUACAAAGCUCCCUCUCCGAAUGUUUAACUUUAAAAGGUUGGAUCCUGUUAAACUUGUACAAAAGUGGCAAAAAAGCAGCGUUAAAUAUAAAAGACAUUUUCCAAACUUCUUUGCAGCUUAAUCCGAGAAAUUUAGACACCAUUAUGGGUUUUACAGAGAGCUGCUUAUUACAAAAUGAAUUUGUAAAGGCUUUAGAAGUCAUCAAUAAAGCUAUAGUUCGAUAUAAUUCUACCAAUUUACCGUUGGUGCAGAAGUUAAAGAUACAGUUGGCCGCGUUUGACUGGGACCAAACACAAGAAACGAUAAACAGAAUUUGUAGUACCGAUCCGAGAAAUUUAUACACAAAGAAAGUUUCUAUAAUAAUCCAGUUGUGUCGCUCGGCAAACUAUGAAGAAGCUCUGAUGGAUAUUAAGAAGUUUGCACAACUUCUUGAUAGUUCUGAAUCUGGAAAUAUGCAAAUAGUCCUUGAAACGUCGCAGAUUUUCAGCAGAAUUUGUAACAGGAAUGGUGAGAUUUUGUCCCAAACUACGGCGAUGUUAGUCAACGCUCUUCAGAGUAAUCCAGAGAGUGUAGAGCUGGUUACGGAACUUGGAUAUCAAGCGCUAGCCAGAGGAAAUACCAAAGAAGGCUCAAGGUAUUUCAAAAGUGCCACAAAAAUAGACGAAACGCAUCUCAAAGCAUUGCUAGGCCUAUCAUUGUGCGAACUGAGAGACAAUGGUAAUUCCGAGGACUUAAAGAACCAGGUACAAUUCCUCCUAGAAGUGAAAGAUGCCCAGGAAAACCUGCUACUGCAUUUCCUCCAAGCAAAAAUAAGUGACACAUCUGAAGAAGCCCUGAACUACUUAAAAAAUAUAUGCGAGUUGAAACUGUCACAGAUGAAGUCUUGCCCGUUCUCCGACACAUACUUGUUAAUGCUAGAAAUAGACUUCAUGAUGGAUGUGGUGAAAGAAUGCAUGCAGCACAUAUCUCUGUCUCAGAGUGCUUCGGAUUGCAUCUACGAAGUGUUGAACUUGAUUACGAGGGCUUGUCCGGGACUGUCGGAGUGUUUGUUUUUGUUGGCGAAGUUGCAGUACAUCAAAGGUGAUAAUACGAGUGCUAUGAAUACUCUGGACAAGCUUUUGGUUGACAUGAAAAACCCUAUGACAGAGGCGCAACUGCUUAUGGCUGAGAUACAAGUUCAACAUGGGCUGUUUGACAGGGCUGCUCAAAGUUUGGAGGUUUGUGUAAGUCACAAUUUUAGAAUAAGAGAGAACCCAAUAUACCACUACAUCUUAGCUCUGGUAGACAAAAACACAAACAACUAUGCCGACGCCAUCAAAUCUCUCACAACAGCCCUCAGUCUGGUAAAUGCCGCAACAAAGGACAGAUCUCAGUCCAACAUAUCACUCUUAGAACGAUCGUCUAUCUACAUAGAGCUGAUCGACACUCUGAACAUGGUGGGUCAAACAGAUGAAGCCGUAAAGGUACUUGAAGAUGCUACCGAGGAGCUCCAAGGAACUCCAGAAGAAUCUCGGAUAUUAUUAUUGAGUGCCGAGCAUUUAUUGAAAAGGAAGAACGUACAAGGAGCCGUGGAUUUGCUAAGUCGUAUAAAACCGACGGAUUCGUGCUACGUAGAGGCUAAAUCGAAGCAUGCUGAGGUGCUGCUGAAGUACAGAAAGGAUAAGUAUGCUUACCUGCAGUGCUAUCAGGAUUUUGUGGAUGAAAACCCAGGAUCGGAGUCUUAUGUUCUUCUUGGUGAUGCUUACAUGAACGUUUUAGAACCAGACGACGCCCUUGACUGUUACGAAAAAGCAUUAAAGGCAAACUCAAACGAUCCCACUCUAAUAUCCAAAAUGGGCAAGGCUCUGGUGGAUACUCACUACUUCUCCCGUGCUGUCGCCUAUUACAAGGAGGCGAUAAAAAAGACCGACGAUUCAGAGCUGAAGUUACAACUAGCCGAAUUGUAUAUGAACCUAAGGGAUUUUGAGAAAGGAGAACUGUUAUUAUUGAACGAAUUAGAAGACGAGAAGACAACUAAUUCAGAAGACGUGACAUACCUCCGGUACAAAACCAGACUGCUAAACUUGCUGGCGCAGAUUCAGGAAAAGUCGGGAAAUAUAACGUAUGCUCUGAAAAGUUUGAAGGAGGCCAUGGAUAACCAGAAUCGACUGAGGAAGAGAUUUAUAGUGGAGCAAAGUGGUUCUCCUGAAAAUGAGGUAGAACUUCUCGUGAAUAUUUCGAUGAAAUUGGGAGAGAUGGCCAUAUCCGUCAAGAACAACGAACAGGCGAUUAAUUAUUAUAAAGAGGGCUUGGAUGUAUCUCCCAAUAACAUCAACAUUAUGGUGGCGCUAGCAAAGUUGUACAUGCAGAUGAAUUACUUGGAACUGUGUCAGCAAACGUGUGCGAACAUAUUGAGAUUGGACCCAGAGAACGAAACGGCGUCAGUUAUGAUGGCCGAUAUAGCUUUUCGGAAGGUUGAUUUUGACAUGGCGCUGUUCCACUUCACCCAGCUCGUUACCAAACAACCGACGAACUGGGAGGCUCUCGUCCGCUUGGUGGAGAUACUGCGCCGCACCGGCAACAUCGACGAUUUCCCAGAGUACCUCUCCGCUGCUGAAAAGAAAUGCGAGAAUCCCACGAAAGAUCCCGGCUUCCUCUACUGUACCGCCCUCUACCAGUGGUACUCGGGCAACUUGAACGGGGCCUUGAGGAACUUCAACAACGCCAGGCAGGACCCCGAGCUUGGACAGAUGGCCGUUUAUAAUAUGAUCGAGAUCUGCCUAAAUCCCGAAGAUGAGAUGCUGGGAGAGCAGUUCCUUGACAGUGACGACAUCGAGUACAGAGAUUCCAGGUCUAUGGCUUUGAAAACGGCUGAUCGUCUGUUGAAGGAAUUAAAGCAGAAACUAGAGGCUCACGGGGAUGAAAUCCUAACAUACAGACUCCUGUCGAACUUCCGUUUGCUUGCUACCAAGGAUAAAUAUAACAUCGAACGAGCCUUGGAGGAUUUUGCAUCCAUAGCCUCCGAGAACGCCUACAAGGAUAAUAUAGGCACCACUUUAGGCAUUGCCACCGCUUACACCCUUUUAAAGCAGGGUCAGCGGGCUAAAAACCAACUGAAGAGGAUCGUCAAGUCCACUUGGACAUUCGAAGACGCGGAAUACUUAGAACGUUGUUGGCUCCUCCUGGCCGACUACUACGUCCAAUCGACAAAAUUUGACAUCGCGACGGACCUUAUUAACAAAGUCAUUCAGCACAACAAGGCAUGCACGAAAGCUUACGAGUUCUUGGGCUUCAUCGCCGAGAAGGAGCAGCACUAUAAGGAGGCGGCGAAUUAUUUGGAGCAGGCGUGGAGGUUCGGAGGGAAAUCGAAUCCCUCCGUAGGCUUUAAGUUGGCUUAUUGUUUGAUGAAGUGCAAGAAGUACCCGGAUGCGAUCGAUGUAGCGCAGGAAGUUUUGAAGUUGAAUCCAGAGUAUCCUAGAGUUAAAAAGGAUAUCUUGGAUAAGUGCAUGAAUAAUUUAAGGAUAUGAUUUUUUUUUUUCAAUGUUGUUAAUCCGUCCACCCACUUUAUGCUAGUUUAUAAAGUACAUAUUUAUUAUACAGGUUGAUGUGUGCUACAUUUCAAUAAAAAUCUCUUUUGUGUCAA
Messenger RNA from Anoplophora glabripennis (Asian longhorned beetle), 4459 nucleotides. RefSeq names its product tetratricopeptide repeat protein 21B-like. The record is from RefSeq and is a predicted model, not a curated record. NCBI's taxonomy places the organism in Eukaryota, Metazoa, Arthropoda, Insecta, Coleoptera, Cerambycidae. Gene Ontology annotation, biological process: intraciliary retrograde transport; protein localization to cilium. Gene Ontology annotation, cellular component: intraciliary transport particle A. Gene Ontology annotation, molecular function: protein binding. The transcript has 10 exons. Bases 420 to 4343 code for a protein of 1307 amino acids.